Molecule: messenger RNA, 2071 nt
Organism: Triticum dicoccoides
Lineage: Eukaryota; Viridiplantae; Streptophyta; Magnoliopsida; Poales; Poaceae
Product: pentatricopeptide repeat-containing protein At1g80150, mitochondrial-like
Exons: 2
Coding region: 166-1512 (448 amino acids)
Biological process (GO): mitochondria-nucleus signaling pathway; chloroplast-nucleus signaling pathway
Cellular component (GO): chloroplast
Molecular function (GO): protein binding
Source: RefSeq, a predicted model, not a curated record
CAUCGUGGUGGAAGUAACUCUCGCAUCCAGUACCACUCCCCGCCUCCGCCCCCGACCAUGGCAGCCUCCACGCCGCCGUCAUAACUAACAGCCACCCGCCCAACCUACCCGGAAACCCAGCCGCCCCGCACUGGCCCCGCUCCGCCCCGGGAUCGCGCGGAUCAGAUGCUAUCCCUGGGCGCCCUCCGCAAGCUCUGCGCCGCCUUCGACGCCGUCGCGCUCACCAUCAUCGCCGCCGGCCUCUCCCACCCCCGCUGCCGCCCCUUCUCCGCGCGCGCGGGCGGGCACUCCCCUCCGCCGGACUUCCCCACCAUCGCCUCCUGCCGCGCCGCGGUCGCGGCCUCCAAGCGCCGCCGCCAGGCCUCUUCGCCCCCCGCCGAGGCGCGGCCGGAAGGGCCCGCGGACGCCGAGGCGCCGGUGCUGGUCAGGAUCAAGAGCGAGCGAGACCCGGUGCGGCUGUACGAGCUGUUCAAGGCCAAUGCGGACAACCGCGUGCUGGUCGAGAACCGGUUCGCGUUCGAGGACGCGGUGGCGCGUCUGGCAGGUGCUCGACGGAAUGACCUCGUGGAGGAGAUCCUCGAGCAGCACAAGGCGCUGCCCCAGGGAAGGCGGGAGGGGUUCGUCAUCAGGAUCAUUGGCCUGUACGGGAGGGCCCGGAUGCCGGAGCACGCGCUCCGGACCUUCAGGGAGAUGGAGAUGUACGGGUGCGAGCGCACGGUCAAGUCGCUCAAUGCCACGAUGAAGGUGCUGAUGCAAGCACGGCUCUUUGAUGAGGCCCUGCAGCUGUUGGACGAGGCAUCACCCACGUACGGGGUUGAGCUGGAUGACAUUUCGUAUAACACAGUGGUGAAGAUGGCGUGCGACAUGGGGGAGCUCCAUGCAGCGUACCGGGUAAUGCAGGAGAUGGAGAAGGAAGGAGUGCGGCCAGAUGUCAUCACAUACACAACACUGAUGGCUGCGUUCUAUAAGAAUGGCCACCGUGAGGUUGGGGAUGGCCUGUGGAACCUCAUGAGGUUGAGGGGUUGCAUGCCCACGCAAACCAGUUACAAUGUAAGGAUUCAGUUCCUGAUCAACAGGAGAAGGGGCUGGCAGGCAAAUGAUCUGGUGCGGAAAAUGUAUGCAGCGGGGAUAACACCGGAUGAGAUCACAUAUAACUUGGUUAUUAAGGGAUUUUUUGUGAUAGGUGAGCAUGAGAUGGCGAAGACGGUCUUUGGUGCAAUGCAUGGGAGGGGAUGCAAGCCAAAUGAAAGGAUUUACCAGACAAUGGUGCAUUACCUAUGUAAGCGAAGGGAGUUUAAUUUGGCAUUCAGAUUGUGCAAAGACAGCAUGGAGAAGAACUGGUUUCCAAGUGUCGAUACCAUUCACAAUCUGCUGAAAGGCCUUAUGGUAAUUAAAAAGGACAGGAAUGCCCGAGAGAUAAUGAAGUUGGUUGCUGAGAGAAAACCUUCCUUCUCAGUUGAUGACGUGAAGGCCUUCCAAGACAUAUUGUCUCAUGGGAAGACUGGAAGAUAAGUUGACUGCUGGACGAAAAGUUUUGCUGUAAAUGCACCACAUGUAACUCUGCCACUUUUUCCAUGCUUGAUUGGAAGGAGAAGGCAACAAAGAGAGUAAUGAAAGUGCAGAACAAUAGAAGUGGAGGGGAAUGGGAUCGCUUGGUCAUUCAAGCAGUAAUUGUUACCAGAACCAUUGUAAGUACAAUGUAGGAGAAAAUGGUACUAUUCGUAACUGAGCCGAUUUGAUAUUUUUUUUGUCACUGCACAUCCCAAAAAAAUGAUCAUCUUGACAUCCACUUCACAGAACUCAUUGUCUCUCAAUCAAACAAAGCAAAGUCAAUAGGGCUCCCUUGCCCUUCCUACGGCGAUCUUUCUGAUUCUUGUCAAUGUUAGAUCUUCCUUGUCCAAUAUGUCGUAAAUUGUAGCGGUUUCUUUAUUGCCAGCAUGUCUGCUGAGUUGCGCUUGAUCUUACAUAAAUAGAAGCAUAGUUCCUCUUGCUUGCUUAUUCUUAGUCUAGCAAUAACCGUUGAUCACCCAUAUUAAUGCACAUUUGGCUACCUAGAGCUGCAGUUUUUGCU